GAAUGUGAUCUCUGAUGGUAGGAUCAGUAACCUGAAGAACAAAACUGGUACUUUGGGCUCAUUUUAACAUUUAAUUAUAAUUCUUAAUUUGAUUAUUUUUUUCUCACUGACCAAAUUUAUUUUAGGAGUGUAUUUGUCUGGGACCUAUGCUAGCUGAGGUUUCCUAGGUACGUUUUGUGACUUGAAUGCAGAAUUUUGAUGAAAUCUGGAUAGAUAGAUUGGGGUAGGAAAUAUCUUCUCUAAAGUACUUAUUAGGUCUGGUUGAGUAUGUAGAGCAGAACUCAAGAGCAGGCAAAUCACUUCCAGGAAACAGUCCAGAAAAACAGCUCUGUAGCAGGCAUCUCUUGACACCACAGUAUAUUCUGGGUAGCUGCUCUGCAGUAAUGCAGCCCUUUCUUUCUGGGCAGUGUUGUUAUUCCUGCUGCAUAAUUAGCAACUAGUGAGAUCAUAGUCUGGGGAGACUCUGGCAUUACUGAGGCAAAGCAAGGGAGGCUUCAUACCUCAUCACACAUGGCUACGGCUCUGACAGCAUUUCUGCGAAGCAGAUUCGUGUCCUGCUGGAACUUAAGUCCAAAGAAAGAUGUGGGAGAAAGAUUUGUACCUUGGAGGUGGAAUAUCACAGAUUCCUUGGUUGUGUGACAGCCUGUUGAAAACACUGCCUGCCAUAUUGAUGUGACCAGAAUAAACUGUCACUUCUUUUGCUAUUUGUUUCCCCUUCCUGGUUUCUUUACAGAGGGCAAAAAUUAGUAAAGCUAAGUUUUCAUUUGCACAGAGGAUGAUGAUAGACCAGAUAAGCCCUAUUUUAUGGAGUGGUACAAGACUGGGAAAGAUUCUGGGUCUUGAAGCCAGUGCAGAGUCUAAUUUUCCAUCCAUUCUUUAGUACCAAACUUGACCUUUUUAGGAGCCUGGUGAGAUACUUUACACUUGUGAAUCUCCUUGUAAAUUUUCCUAGCUGCUGCUGUCCUUAGAAAUUGAGAGGGAUCAUUUGCCCCCAAAGAUAUCCUGGAAACACACAGUUCCAUAAUCAGAGUCCUAAUGUGCCUGGCUAGCUGGUGGUGAGCAGGGGCGUUGGGGCCAGAGUGGUAGGCUCCCAAGGAAACCCCUUUGAAACCAAUGGAUGCAUUCACGGGCUCGGGUCUCAAGAGGAAGUUUGAUGAUGUGGAUGUGGGCUCAUCAGUUUCCAAUUCAGAUGAUGAGAUCUCCAGCAGUGACAGUGCUGACAGCUGCGACAGCCUCAAUCCUCCUACAACUGCGAGCUUCACACCCACAUCCAUCCUGAAGCGGCAGAAGCAGCUGCGGAGGAAGAAUGUACGCUUUGAUCAGGUGACUGUAUACUACUUUGCCCGGCGCCAGGGAUUCACCAGUGUGCCCAGCCAGGGUGGCAGCUCUCUGGGCAUGGCCCAGCGCCAUAACUCUGUGCGGAGCUACACACUCUGUGAGUUUGCUCAAGAGCAGGAGGUGAACCAUCGGGAGAUUCUUCGUGAGCACCUGAAAGAGGAGAAACUCCAUGCCAAGAAGAUGAAGCUGACCAAGAAUGGGACGGUGGAGUCGGUGGAGGCCGAUGGCCUGACACUGGAUGAUGUCUCAGAUGAAGAUAUCGAUGUGGAAAACGUGGAGGUGGAUGAUUACUUCUUCCUGCAACCUCUGCCCACCAAACGGCGACGGGCCCUGCUGAGGGCUUCUGGGGUCCAUCGCAUUGAUGCUGAAGAGAAGCAAGAACUUCGCGCCAUCCGCCUGUCCCGGGAAGAGUGUGGUUGUGACUGUCGACUGUACUGUGACCCAGAAGCAUGUGCCUGUAGCCAGGCUGGGAUUAAGUGCCAGGUGGAUCGUAUGUCCUUUCCAUGCGGCUGCUCCCGCGAUGGCUGUGGGAACAUGGCUGGGCGCAUUGAAUUUAAUCCAAUCCGGGUCCGGACUCAUUACCUCCACACCAUCAUGAAGCUGGAGCUGGAGAGCAAGCGGCAGGUGAGCCGCCCGCCAGCCCCAGAUGAGGAGCCUUCACCCACUGCCAGCUGCAGCCUGACAGGAGCGCAAGGCUCUGAGACACAGGACUUCCAGGAGUUCAUUGCUGAAAACGAGACAGCAGUGAUGCACCUCCAGAGUGCGGAGGAACUGGAACGGCUCAAGGCAGAGGAAGACUCCAGUGGCUCUAGUGCCAGCCUGGACUCGAGCAUUGAGAGCCUGGGUGUGUGCAUCCUGGAGGAGCCCUUGGCGGUCCCUGAAGAGCUGUGCCCAGGCCUCACAGCCCCUAUUCUUAUCCAGGCUCAGCUGCCCCCAGGUUCCUCUGUCUUAUGUUUUGCCGAGAACUCGGACCACCCAGCUGCCUCAACGGUGAACAGCCCAUCCUACUUGAACAGUGGGCCCCUGGUCUAUUAUCAGGUGGAGCCAAGGCCAGUCUUGGGGGUGAAGGGAGAGCCUGGUACAGAAGAAGUCCCACCCUCUUUCCCCAAAGAGAAGGAUCUGAGUGUCUUCUCUCUCCCUGUUACCUCACUGGUGGCUUGUAGCCCCACAGACCCAGCUGCCCUCUGCAAAUCAGAGGUGGGGAAAACCCCCACUCUAGAAGCACUAUUGCCUGAAGAUUGUAACCCAGAGGAGGUUGAGAAUGAUGACUUCCACUCCUCCUGGGCUCCCUCAAACCUUCCCUUCCACACGGACAGUGAAGAGGGCUGUCAGGUGGAGAAGACUUCACAGCAGAGUGAGGACCGGCCUCCUGAGGACUCUUCCCUAGAACUCCCUAUGACAGUGUGAUGUGGGAAUGGAGAUUCAGCCUCCUACCCAUUCUCUAUUUAUUCCCUUAUUUUAUCUUAACGCCAUUUCAAAACAAAACUGUAGAAGCAGUUGCUGCUCCCAUGUUAUUUUAUUGGGGUCUAUGAGAAAUGGGUGGGAAGGAUUGUUUGUACAAGUAUUUUUUAAAAGGGAAACAGAACCAAGGAGACCAGCCCCACUUUUGGUCUAGGGGUAGGGUCUUGGGGCAGGUGAGUCUGCAUAGUGCUGAAUACUCUUUCUGGGCCAUUGGAACAAAGAACUGGAUUUCACCGUAGAAGCUGGGUAAUCCAAGCAGCUAUUCUUUACAUAGGGACCAGAACACGAAAAUGUGAACAGCAUGGCAAAGCCCCUUCUCUUCUUCUGAGCUCCAGAUGGGGGACAAGCACAUUUUUCACAGUGGUUACUCUGAUAAUCCCAUUUUGGUGUAUUGUAAUAAUACAAGUGGAAAUGUCACCUUGUUGAAUCUAGAGAGGAAGGGAGUGGAAGGGUUGCUGCUUCUGUAUAAAACCUCCAGGAUUCAUACAAAUAUAAUCUGUCCUCCUCCCACCCCCUAUUUGGUAAAUAAGUUAAUAUUUGACAUGUUUGAUGUUUUCUGACCUGUUCCCCACACUGGGGAUUCCUGGUCUGUAACUUGAAUUGUUUCUUUCACGUGUUCUUAGGUACUAGAAUUAAGCUUGUCUGUUUGCCUUUUUCCCCCCAAUCCUUUAUCCUUUGAUGAAAAAGAGAGAGAUUGGUGGGCACAUGGCAAUCUCAGCUUCAGAUUGGGGCUCACACAUCCCACAGGAGGGCUUAUUGGAGCAUUAAAAUCUAUGUCAAAGGAGACAGCAGGAACAGGCUGCCGUCUGGAAAGAGGAUGACUUUGUGCCAUGUUUGCGUUUCCACCCAGGUUCCUGCCCCCCUCCUCUUUUGGGAGAUCUGAGCUUUAAUGGAAUGUAGCAUAUGGCAGUCAAAGCUAUCAACUAGAUUUUAUUUUUUUUCUACCCUCAGUCCUUGGAUAUACAGGGUUAGAGAGUCCUUGUACUAUUCCAGUUCACUCCCAAAGAACUGGAUGUUUGCAAAUGCUUUUUGAACUCUCCAUCUUAAUGAUAUAUUAAAAACUGGAGGCCAAACCAAUUCCAAAAUGCCACAGACAGGUUCCAAAAGAUUAAAAUCUGAUGAUAAUCUUUGAAAUCCAUAGAAUGGGACUUGAAUUCAGUUCUUAUCUCUAUCCAGGGGGGGAGAGGGGGGAUAUGGUUCCUGUUGUGUCCAGCUUAUGUUCAAGGAUCUGUUCCAUCGAAUACCACUGAAUUGUUUUAUUAGCAAAGUUAUCCUUGCCUCUGUUUUAAAAUGGGGGUAGUAGUGAGCAAAACACUUAACUUCAUCAUCCUUUACAUCAUGCUUCAUUUUUGGUAUGGUUUAUUUAACCAGGAAAGAAGUGAAAGACUUUUCUGCGGGUGGGGGGGGUGGGGGCGUGGAGAUAACUGUUUCUGCGUACCUUGCUCAUAAAGCCAUUUCUUGUGGGCUAGCAAGGCCCUGGUAUGUUAAAACCACCUUCAUGUAUGGUACAGCAGCAUUUUACCUAUAAAAUCUCUCAACGCUGAGCCUGGAAGGUCUUGUGCUUAAUACAGAUAAAUCUUUAAAUUCAUUCUGCCGCUCCUCCUCAUUCCUGUUUUUGAUUGGCUUAAUGUUUGGAGAGGGGUUCUUAAGUACAGGAGUCCCUAUCACUCCCCAUCCCCUAGCCGCACAAGACAGAUUUGAGAGUCUAAGCACCUGAGAUUGAGGUGCUAUCACAGACUGAGUUACACUCCUCCACUUUAGCUUGGUGCCCUCAAAUCUUAUUGAAAGUCUGUAUUGGAAGGGAGGCUGCGCUGUACACAUUCCCUCCCCAGUGAGGCUCCAGCCUCCUCUAGGGAAGUGGACUCCAGCUUCUCUGUAAGAGCCAUUAGCCUUUGAAAUCAAACCGGGAGUUUGACUUUGUAAUUAAGUCCAUUUCCAACCCAUAAGAUACUUGAUUUUUCUGAAAAACUGUAGUUUCUUACUAUGACUCUCUUCAUUAACUACAAUUUUGACUCACUCUGAUCCCAAGCUUUUGAAUGCUAAAUAUUAAUAUUUAGCAUUAACUGUCUUGUCAAGCAAAGGGCCUUUUCUACAGCCUGGUCCAUCUCAUUUCUGGUGCUACUUGAGUUGGACAGGAGAAUUGUUGCUCAUGGUUGCUAGGUCGCUGAUCACAGAAGCAGAUAGCAUCAACCCUGCUCUGUCUAGGCCUAGAUAAAAGAAACGACUUUGAAACUUAAUUUUCCAAUUUCCUUUCUUACAUACUAUACACAGGUAGUAUUUUCAAUGUGAAUCCAAAGCUUGUCAGUUCUCUGAAAAAAAAAAAAUUUUUUUUUUUUGGCUUUUAGGUCCCUUACUUUGUGAUAAUGCUGUAUUUAAAGAGAAUAUUUAAAUGUAAUAUUAAAGAAAUAUUCAAAAGA
Molecule: messenger RNA, 5216 nt
Organism: Choloepus didactylus (southern two-toed sloth)
Lineage: Eukaryota; Metazoa; Chordata; Mammalia; Pilosa; Megalonychidae
Gene: CSRNP2
Product: cysteine and serine rich nuclear protein 2
Exons: 5
Coding region: 1114-2745 (543 amino acids)
Biological process (GO): regulation of transcription by RNA polymerase II
Cellular component (GO): nucleus
Molecular function (GO): sequence-specific DNA binding; DNA-binding transcription factor activity, RNA polymerase II-specific
Source: RefSeq, a predicted model, not a curated record